GUUCCGAGGCACAGAAGCAUGCUUGGCGUGUUCGCGCUGUUCAGCGUGGUCGGCUUAUCACUGGCUGAUCCUUGGGUGCAGACACCUACGCUUGAAUCGUGCUCUGAUGCCACGGACGUGCAGAUGAGCGACCUCACCAUCACGGACGCAAUCAUCAGGAAGACAGUGAGCGUGAACUUCACACUGACGAUCAACAAAGAACUCGGAGAGGACCCGAAAGUCAUAGUGAGCUUGCGCAGGAAAGACGGCUCAGAGAUUGGUUGUAUCGAAGGGAUCGGUUCGUGCACAUACAAGCUCUGUAAGGGCUCCACCGGCAAGGACAGAAACGUAAAAAGUGUCUCGGACGCUAAGUGUCCAAUUGCAGCAACCAAGAUUCAGAAGUCCAUGCGAGCCCCAUUGGGUUUCAUGAUACAGUUUGCUAUCGGCUCGGUGCCAACGACCCUUACGGUUAGGUUUGAAGUCACCAAUGGCGGAACUACGGUGGGGUGCCAAUCAUUCAAGUUCGAUGUGCGGAAACGUUGAAUCCCGAGCUGCUUAAGGGAAAUACCAACAGGACGAAUAUCCACGUAAAUAAAGAAAUAAAGAUAUACACAGAAAUAAAGAU
This is a messenger RNA of Dermacentor silvarum, 604 nucleotides long. RefSeq lists its product as uncharacterized. The coding region runs from base 19 to 522 and encodes 167 amino acids. The record is from RefSeq and is a predicted model, not a curated record. Gene Ontology annotation, molecular function: enzyme activator activity; lipid carrier activity. Gene Ontology annotation, biological process: ganglioside catabolic process; lipid transport. Gene Ontology annotation, cellular component: cytoplasmic side of plasma membrane. NCBI's taxonomy places the organism in Eukaryota, Metazoa, Arthropoda, Arachnida, Ixodida, Ixodidae. The transcript is spliced from 4 exons.